AUGGCAGGGUACUCGGACAGGGGCCUCGGUAUUCAAAGGCAGCACCCCCGCACCAAAAGCUUGUCUUGUUGCUCGUGUCGUCGUAAAUUGUGCUUGGUGCUUUUCAGCCUCUUUCGUCUUGUCGCAGAAUCUACGGCAUUUUGUUGCCGGUUGGUGCCUCUCUGUUUUCUCAUCUUCGCGGGCAAGCCUUGCGCAUUUUCGCCCUACGUUCGCCCGCUCUUCCGUGUGUCGGCCCCGAAGGAUAACCGCCCACGCGCCUUCUUAUUCUCUCCCGCUUUUGGCCCGUUGCUGAGCCUGAAGCCCGGCAUGUGGAAGCCCCGAUUUAACUUCAUCAGAAUACACUGUAGGGUUGACGUCAAGGAUCUCAAGACUUAUCAGCAGGUCUACCUCUACGUCGUUCCGAUCAUCACAAACAUGAUGUUUCUCAAUGCUAUAGUCGUUCCAGUGAGACUCUUCUGGUUCCGUCAACGACUGAGGCAGGCUGGAAUUGCUCGCGAAGUGGCCAGGAAUGAUGAGGAAGAGGCACGGCCUGCGACGAGGAGAGAAAGCCAGGAGACGGCUGUCAUUGACGAACAAGCACCCGCCCUUGCUCCAGCACCGAGCCCGCCCUUCUCUGCUCCACAAAGAACCACCACGAUUACGUUUGAUGACAAGGCCAUCGCUAGUGGAUACUCGAGAUCCGAAAAGCAAGUCUUAAGAAUUCCAAAUCCACGAGAGUCUGACAGAGGAGCACCCAUCACUGAAAUCGAGCCUGGCCUCCGCCGUAGCUACACUGAGGAGGAUCCAGAUGCUAUUAAACCUUUGCCAGAAUUUCGCAGCGGCAGGUCGCGGAGGAGCUCGUUUCAUGCUGAAGGCACGAUCCUGAGCGCCGCAACAUCCAUCGAGAAGGCGGCGACGUCAGCGUUCAUCCUCGGAAAAGUCCAGCUGGCGCCUCGACGACAGGCCGAUCGCGAGACACUUGGCGGCAUCGAAUACCGCGCUUUAAAGCUGCUUCUCAAAUUCGUGUUCGGGUAUUUCUUCGGACUUCAUUUCUUUGGCGCCAUCUGCUUGCUUCCUUGGAUCCAUAAUGCACCAUCCAAAUACCUGGAUGUACUCGCAGAGUCUGGCGUUGGUGCAACUUGGUGGGCGUUUUAUUCAGCGCAAACCAUGAGCAAUAACCUCGGCUUCGCUCUAACGCCUGAUUCCAUGGCAUCUUUCAAGGAUGCCACAUGGCCUCUGCUAGUCAUGACCUUUCUGGCGUUCGCGGGAAAUACCUGCUAUCCCGUCUUCUUACGCUGCAUCAUCUGGCUCACAUCAUUGAUGGUGCCGAAGAACUCGCAGACUCGGGAGACGAUACAGUUCAUCCUCGACCACCCCCGACGAUGCUAUACCCUACUUUUCCCAAGUCGUCCGACAUGGAUUCUUUUUGGUAUCGUCGUCAUCCUCAACUUUGUCGAUGUUGUCCUCAUCAUCGUCCUCGACCUCGAUAACCCGGCAGUCAACGACCUGCCAGUGGGCCCUCGGAUUCUGUCGUCGCUUUUCCAAGCUGCAUCAGCUCGUCACACGGGUACGGCAACACUCAGUCUUGUUGACGUGAACCCCGCUGUUCAAUUCAGCCUCUUGACAAUGAUGUAUAUCGCCGUGUUCCCCAUUGCCAUCAGCGUUCGCGCCUCCAACACGUACGAGGAGCGUACGAUAGGUAUUUGGGCUAGGGAGGAGAACCUCAACGAGGACAACGGCGUCUCUUAUGUCAUGGUCCACGUCCGAAACCAACUCACCUUUGACCUGUGGUACAUCUUUUUAGGGACAUUCCUGAUCUGCAUCGCAGAGUCGACGCUUAUCAUGGAUGUGGCCGAACCGACUUUCUCCAUUUUCGCCGUCCUCUUCGAAGUCACCUCGGCCUACAAGGUCGUCAUUUGCGCGAUGAUGAUCCGAGGCCGUCACCGUGGUCUUCCUUACGCCCUCGACCGAGCCAUCACUCUUCCCUCGGAACAUACUCUAUCGGACGAGAGUUCAUCUGCUGACCAAAUCCCGAAAUCGCUGUCGCUUGGUCGCACCCAGUCAUCGGGAGCUCGCUCAGCACCGUAG
Verticillium dahliae VdLs.17 is the source of this 2067-nucleotide messenger RNA. Its product is annotated as high-affinity potassium transport protein. Bases 1 to 2067 code for a protein of 688 amino acids. Gene Ontology annotation, cellular component: plasma membrane. The transcript has 10 exons. Lineage: Eukaryota; Fungi; Ascomycota; Sordariomycetes; Glomerellales; Plectosphaerellaceae. The record is from RefSeq and is a predicted model, not a curated record. Gene Ontology annotation, molecular function: high-affinity potassium ion transmembrane transporter activity. Gene Ontology annotation, biological process: potassium ion import across plasma membrane; intracellular potassium ion homeostasis.